Molecule: messenger RNA, 6059 nt
Organism: Tuber aestivum (summer truffle)
Lineage: Eukaryota; Fungi; Ascomycota; Pezizomycetes; Pezizales; Tuberaceae
Source: the annotation of a GenBank genome assembly
CGCUAUCCCAGUGGAAGGUUUAAAGUUACGUUAGCUGAUGUAGGAUGGCUGACUCGCCAGGUGCUCAAGUGAUGUUCUGGCCCCGUAGACUACGCGGGGGAUGCGGUGCUUGUCGUGGAGGAGCUCUGGUGUCCUUGACUCCGCGUUUUAGCGAAAUAAAAGGGGAAACCACGUUCCUUCGAGUACAAGAACCUACUUUGGACAAUGACGGCUGGCAUCGUGAGUUUUUGGUGUGGGCAAUAUCAUGCUUGUACUCUGUUCAUGUCAUGUGGUUUCCCCCAACCCUCGCCCUCUUCCCCCAUCGACCUUCCCGGGAGGCUGUGGGGGGGUUUGUAAUUGAACUCACACUCCGUGGAACCCGUCCUUUCCAACUUAUCAUUGCAAUUCUGACUCCGUUACGAUUCUUCAGGCUCUGGUCACGUUCACGAUCCUUCAUAACGAAGAGACCAGAAAACAGAGAUCGGUUCCGGCUCCCGGACGGAAAAAAGAAACCCAUGCCUUGCUCCCUUUCCCUUCGCUUCGCGCCCGUCCCCCCCAACUUUCCCUCCUUCUCUCUCACUUUUACCCCUUUCCCUUCCCUACGCUUCUGUUGGGGGGAGGAACUGGAUGCAGCAUCGUGAGAUUGUCUCAGAUGGGUUUGCCUUCGCGAGAUGCCGAGGUGGAAAAAAGAAAGAUGAAAAGAGUAGGCAGGCGGGCGGCCAAUUGUGCGGUUCGCACAGGCAUCGUGGAGAUGUGAUGGAUGCCGUGGUGUGUGGAAAAGCCUACCGUAAUUUUUGGCCCGAUCUAGUCUGUACACUGACAAAUUGUGGUGGUGGAGGAGUGGUAUUUUUUUUUUCCUUUUCUUUCCUCCCCCCUCUCUCCCCCAAUUCGAUUUGGUUCCUGAGCCGAGAGGACCACCAACAGGCUGUUUUCCUUUCUUUUUUUUUUCUUUUUCUUCUUGCCCAUUUUAUUCGUUCAUUGCAAAACCCAUGGGAUCUACUUGUAAACCUACCGUCCUAGUACGAGUAUUUUUCGAAUCCUUACUUGAUUGAUCUGCGGAGAGGUUAUUCCGCUAUAGCAUGGUCUACUCUACUCGUGCACACCGGUAUCAUCAUACAUUACAAGGGAGUCGGAUGUGAGUACUCGUAGGCGAGCGAGUGAAUAAAAACAAGAAAGAGCUGCAGCUACAGCCAGGACUACGCCAAGGGCUAAGGUUAGCAAAAGUGGUGGGGUUUAAAAAUAAAAUGAAAAAUGAAAAUGAGGAACGGAAAAUGGGAGCGAAAAAGUAACCAUGAGGAUAUGGAGUGACUUACCGUACAGGUACUUGUACAUGUACCGGUAUUGUAUCACAGGUUACCAUAACGGUACCAUACUCGAAGAAUGGCGAACAAGUCCGAACUGGGAUGAGCUCAUAGAGCUGACUUCUCCAACAAUCUAUCACACUUCUUAACAAGCUAUAUAAAUUGAAGUUUCCCACACUCGUCACGGACCUUUGAGUCGCAAAUAAAAAUAAUAAAAAUACCAUACUCACCUCGCUCCUCCGCUGGGAAAGAGGAUAAGAGAACCACCCCGAUACUCUCAACACCUGUCUUAGGGCCCGCCCUUUCACCUCUCUCUCCUUGGCUUGUGAUCUCGCUCUCUACCUCAACACUGCCUGCCCUCCGUCUCUGCCGCUUUCAUUUUUCCACAACCCCUCCUCCACCCCCACCUUCUCGCCUAGACUCUGCCGCUCUGAUCUCUCGACCGAUAAUCCAUUACGAGCAAGCUUCUGCGUGAGCACUGAACUCCCUCCCCCCUCGUCCUGGGUUUCGAUUCCUCUGUAUUCUUUCGUUAUGUUGUUUCGGCCGGAUCCUUGAAUCGGUGGUGAGCAGAAAGGAGGCAGAGAGGUGGGGGGGUCGUUUGGCUGGGGAUACCAAACUAUUCUUCUUCCUUAUUUUCUCCCUGACCGCGCCAGAACUUUGCACGCCUACUUUCUGCUCUCCUCUAAAUAUCUUCUCCUCCUCACGCGUUUCUUCACACCUCCUCACUCCUAUCUUCACUUCCCAAAAGUUAUCUUUCUGGAAACUGACGGACUGGUUUUUUAGCCUUUAAGACUCCCCCGCUUGGUUUACAGUUUAUCACCAUGGCUCCCAGUACUACGCUUGCGGCUCACACCAGCAUCGAUCGGUUCAGCACUCCCAGCCCACACCCGACGCACCUCAGUAUUGGCAAUCAUAAUCAACGGGUUUUGAAAGAUGAUGCCUCCGGUUAUGUUGCACCGGUGUUUGAAGGAAAGGAGAAGCAGAUGGAGCUCGGUAGCUUUCAUUCUUUCUCGCUCCGCUGUUUUGUCAGGGACGUUUUAAUUGCUAAUUGUUGUAGUCAUGGACAAGCUCGAAGGGAAGGGAUUCAUCCCUCCGGAUUUCGUCGAGAGUGAGACAAAUUGGUUCUACUCAGCGCUCGGGAUUGACGGUAGGUGCUAUCGUAUUCCCUUCUUCCGGAAAUUUAUCCGAUGCCCUAUUUUUGGUCGAACCGCGACUAAUUUGGCCGUUUAGACAUGUACUUCAAAUCAGAAACCGCUGUGAGCAUCUGGCAUACGACGGAUAUCUUGGAGCGGGACCCGUACUGACUUGGAUUGCGAUAGGAUACAAUUGUGAACCAUAUUUUGUCUCUCUAUGCCGGAAAGGUUGCGGCAUUUUCUCGGGACGACAAGCGUCUGGAAAUUCGGCUCGAUAGAGAGGCAGAGGGUAACACUUUACUAUUCCUCCCUAUCUAUGUAUCCCUGCCAUUUUGUCGGGGCUCGGCUAAUCCGGCAUCUAUUUAGAUCAUGCGGUGUACAUCGAUACGUCUACCCCUGGAAUAUCCGUGCUCUCCGGCCCGCAGUAUGAGCAGAGAAUCGACAAGAAAUACCUCAACUCUUCGAACCCUGCGAAAGCUUACCGCGUUGAAACCUUCCGUUCCUCUUCCCAGCUUACCGCGUCUAAUCAGCAGCUCCGCUGCUACUUCGUCUACCAAUGCGACUUUGUCAAUCCCAACCCUGAUCCCAAUGAGACAGACUUGAGCGUUAUCUCUGAUAAAUCUUUCCUGGAAAAGGUUUCCCCUAACACCAAGGAGGUUUACCAGGGCAUUGUGGGGUCCCUAAUUGAGCGGACUGGGCCUGUUAUUGAGAUGUUUGAGGUCCAAGGUACAAGGGAGAAGAGGCUCGUCAUUGGAUUUAAACAAGGCAGCUCCAUGGGUCUAUUUUCGGCUCUGAGCGACCUUUACCACUACUAUGGAUGUACCUCCACGAGAAAGUAUGUCGGUAAGUGGAAAUCUAUAUCCUUCAACCGCGAUUGUGUCCGAAUCCCGGCUAACAUUCGCAGAACAAUUCUCUAACGGCGUAACCGUGAUGUCAAUCUACCUUCGACCUCUCCCCUAUAAUUCUACCGUCCCGAACCCUGCAGUGUUCCCGCCUAUCGAGGCAUCGAUUUACCAAAUCAUGAAGGAAGUUUCUCUUUUGUACUGUAUUCCUCAAAACAUUUUCCAGGAACACUUUAUCAGUGGCCGUUUGAGUCUGCAGGAGACAAUAUACGCUCACUGUGUUUGCCACUUUGUGAGCCAUUUCUUAAAUAGGCUAGGUUUGUAAUCCCUGUCACCUCAUAAACGUCACGGGCGGGUUGCUGAUUGUGUGGCUUAGGUUCCGAAUAUGGCGCCCUAUCCUCGUUGCUCGACGCGAGCAAUAGUGUCCACGCGGAGACACUCACCAAGAUCAAGCGUCGUCUUCGCCAAGAAACCUUUACUUCGGAUUAUAUUUUCGAGAUCAUCAAUGACCACCCCGAGUUGGUUCGUUCAUUAUAUCUAUCGUUCGCCAAUCAGCACUAUGUGCAGACCCGCGGUGAACACGAUGACUUUAUCCCUACGCUCAGCUAUCAACGCCUGCAAGUUGGCCGGGUGUUGACGGAUGAUGAACUUGAGGCUUUGAUAUCGACGAGUGUCGGGAACGAGCAUCAAGAGAAAGUCAUGCAAUACUUUAUUACCUUCAACCGCAACGUACUGAAAACAAACUUUUACACCCCCACCAAGGUUGCGCUCAGUUUCCGGCUUCACCCUCGAUUCUUGCCGACUGUCGAAUACCCUCAGCCAUUGUUUGGCAUGUUCUUAGUUAUUGGAUCGGAAUUCAGGGGAUUCCAUCUGAGGUUCCGCGAUAUUGCACGUGGGGGUAUCCGUAUCGUUAAAAGUAGGAAUCGGGAGGCAUACGCGAUCAAUGCACGUUCGGUCUUCGAUGAGAAUUACAACCUCGCAAACACUCAACAACGCAAGAACAAGGAUAUCCCGGAAGGUGGGAGCAAAGGUGUUAUUCUCCUUGAUGCCAAUCAUCAAGAUAAAGCUACGGGAGCAUUCCAGAAGUACAUUGAUUCGAUUCUGGAUCUCCUACUUACACCCAAUAGCCCCGGUAUCAAGGAUCCUAUUGUCGAUCUUCACAAGGAGCCCGAGAUCUUGUUUAUGGGUCCCGAUGAGAACACAGCCGGCCUAGUGGAUUGGGCUACCGAGCACGCCAGAACCAGAGGUGCACCUUGGUGGAAGUCCUUCUUUACCGGGAAGAGCCCUAGCUUGGGUGGUAUUCCUCAUGAUACAUAUGGAAUGACGUCCCUGAGUGUUCGCGAAUACAUUCUCGGUAUCUACCGCAAGUUGCGUGUUGACCCAUCCAAGAUGAGGAAAUUGCAGACUGGUGGGCCCGACGGUGACUUGGGAUCAAACGAGAUCCUUCUGAGCAAUGAGAGAUAUAGUGCUAUUGUCGAUGGGUCUGGUGUUCUGGUUGACCUGAACGGUCUCGAUCACCAGGAACUCAUUCGCCUGGCCAAGCGACGUCUUAUGAUUUCCGAGUUUGAUGUCUCCAAGCUCUCGCCUGAGGGGUAUAGAAUUCUGAUAGAGGAUACCAACGUCGCUCUUCCUAACGGCGAAGUUGUCGCCAAUGGUACUAUUUUCCGUAACACCUUCCAUACCCGCACCGACAUCCCCUACGAUAUUUUCGUUCCCUGCGGUGGGCGACCCGAGGCCAUUGACCUGGGCAAUGUCGGAAAGUUCAUUAAGGACGGAAGGACUGUUAUUCCUUAUAUCGUUGAGGGCGCCAACUUGUUCAUCUCUCAGGACGCUAAGCUGAGAUUAGAGAAUGCUGGUACACUCCUCUUCAAGGACGCUAGCGCCAACAAGGGUGGUGUCACUAGUUCUUCCAUGGAAGUCCUUGCAUCGCUUGCCUUUGACGAGGCCGGUUUUGUCGAGCACAUGUGUGUCCAAGACGGCGUUGUUCCCGAGUUCUACAAGUCCUACGUUCAAGAGGUCCAGAAAACAAUCCAGGAUAACGCCCGCCUAGAAUUUGAGGCCAUUUGGCGCGAGAACCAGCAAACUGGCAAGAGCCGCUCCAUCCUUUCCGAUGAGCUCUCCCUAGCAAUCACCAAGCUGGAUGAAGAGCUCCAGAAGACUGAGCUUUGGAAUAAUGUUGCCUUGAGAAAGAGUGUUCUUGAAGACGCCCUCCCGCAAACCCUCCUCCAGCAGAUUGGCCUCGACCUCAUUCUUAAGCGUGUUCCUAACAACUACCUCCGCGCCAUCUUUGGCAGUUAUAUCGCUUCCCGCUUCAUCUACGAGUUCGGCAGCAACCCGAGUCAAUUCGCUUUCUUCGACUUUAUGACAAAGAAGAUGGGUGGGCUCGGUUCUAGGGCUGCCGAUGAGUCUUCGCAGGCCCCCCCUACCAAUUCCUUCAUCAAAAAUUGCCCUCGUUGAGCGGGGAAACAUUUGUCCCUUUUUCUAAGGAAAAAGCUUAAAAACUAGAAGUCCUCUUGGUUUAUUUCCUGUUUUCCAUUUUCCCAAUUCUUUCAUUUUCGGCUUCUUAGUUAACUUUUUGGAUGGCAUGGGUUUGAUAAAGGGGAUACGGCUGUUGCUGGUUGAAUUGUAUGGCGUGCCGUGGCCAUGGCGGGUGAUGUACUUUAGGUUGUUCGGUUCAUUUUGGGGUUUUGUAACAUAGAACAAGAGCCUUUAGCUUUGUUAUUGUGCGCGAGGUUUCGUUUUGAUGAAGGAAGGGGCUUUAUGGAUUUAGUCCAUCAGUUAUGAUACCAGUUUGCCGUACCCCG